AGCUGAGCUCCGAAAAGGAAAACCCCCAAAUUGUCUGCCUAAACCCUCACAGUUCUGAUUUUCUUCUCAAGACGGAAAAUUCUGCUCUGACGAACCCAAGCCCUAGCGUGGAGCACAGAACCUUCAACCGCCCAUUUCUCCUGCUUCACUCUCACUCUCAUUUCUCUACGCCAUUGAGCCGACAAACAAAUGGGACGAAAUGUUUCGGAUGAUUCAGAAUCUCCAGUUAGGGUGCGGCGAUCUUCUCCUAGAAGGAGUCCAUCCCGCAGAGGAAGAUCACCUACUCGCCACAGGAGCUCCCAUAAUGGCAGUUCUCCAGCAAGAGACAAGCAUUAUAGUCGUGCUAAAUCUCCAAAGCAUGGGAGGUCAAGUUCUCCACGAACUCGGUCUCCUUCUCCAAGGUCAAAAAGGUUGAGGAGAGCUGCUGAAAAAGCUUCGGAGAAAUCAAGUGAUAGAGAUCAUGAAAGGAACCGUGGCAGGGGUAGUGAUAAAGAAGCUCAUCGGGAAAAAGUUUCUGAUAGGGAAUUAGGGGGAGAGAGAAAGGAGAGGAGUUCUAGACAGGAUGUUAAGGAUGGAAAAUCUUCCAGGUCAAGACAUGGGAAUUCUUCCUCUCCAUCAGAACGCCACCAUAGGAGCCGCCAUAGAUCCCCAUCGCCCCAACCAGGCUCUGAUGCCAAAAAUCAUGAUGAGGGGAGAAAUUCAAGAAGAGCUGAAAGCCGGAGUGAUGACGAUGAUUCAGUGGCAAAGAUGAAGGCUGCCGAGCAAGCUUUAGAAGCUAAGCAGAAGGACAAACCUUCUUUUGAGCUUUCAGGAAAGCUUGCAGCAGAAACUAAUAGAGUUAGAGGUAUUACGUUGCUGUUUAAUGAACCUCCAGAUGCUAGAAAACCUGAUGUAAGAUGGCGGCUUUAUGUUUUUAAAGCUGGAGAAGUGCUGAAUGAGCCUCUUUAUAUACAUCGUCAAAGCUGCUACCUAUUUGGGAGAGAAAGAAGAGUGGCAGACAUACCUACUGAUCAUCCGUCCUGCAGCAAGCAACAUGCUGUCAUCCAGUUUAGGCAAGUAGAAAAGGAGCAAUCUGAUGGUACAUUGUCAAAGCAAGUAAGGCCUUAUUUAAUGGAUCUAGGAAGCACAAAUAAGACUUAUAUCAACGACGCUGCAAUUGAACCUCAACGUUACUAUGAACUUUUUGAAAAAGACACAGUGAGAUUUGGCAAUAGUAGUCGAGAAUAUGUUUUGUUGCAUGAGAAGUCAGCUGGAUGAUAAGCCUCAAAUUUAAUUUAGUGUCCGUCAGUCAAUUCAUCCAGUGGGGGAUAUGUUUGGUUUUCAUUGAGGCUUCAGAGGUGUUCCCAUCAUCAGGAUGUCGCGGGUAAUUGGCAAACCAUUUUAGAUUUGUCUUUGUAAUCAAUACCUUCAAAGAAAGUAUUUUUAUGCUAUGUCCUAUUAAAAAUGUCUUGAACUGAACUGAUCAGUGAUGCAUUUUCAAGUCUAUUAAUAGUAAAAUUUUGAUAUCUCA
Messenger RNA from Benincasa hispida (wax gourd), 1510 nucleotides. RefSeq names its product SMAD/FHA domain-containing protein (gene DDL). Gene Ontology annotation, molecular function: protein binding. NCBI's taxonomy places the organism in Eukaryota, Viridiplantae, Streptophyta, Magnoliopsida, Cucurbitales, Cucurbitaceae. The record is from RefSeq and is a predicted model, not a curated record.